Paraglomus brasilianum is the source of this 351-nucleotide messenger RNA. NCBI's taxonomy places the organism in Eukaryota, Fungi, Glomeromycota, Glomeromycetes, Paraglomerales, Paraglomeraceae. The record is from the annotation of a GenBank genome assembly.
AUGCAGAGUAUGCCUGGCAAUCUCUUCAUACAUUCACCUCAACAACUCGGCCAACUGUUUAAAGGAAACUUUAUCUCGCUAUCUCUUGAGUUUCACUGGCAAUCAUCCAAAUCUUCCUUGGCACGGUUUAGCCUGUAUUUUAUCCGCGCUCAGACACUCGUUGUGAUGUUGCAAUUCGAUUGGGUAGGAAGCUUUAAUAGCCAUGAUCCCGAAUACAGCCCCGAGUGGUCGCCAUUAAAAACCCUUUUUUGGGCAAGAAGUGCUACUCCGAUUGAUUGCUGGAUUUUCUGCCCAGACCUUCCAUUGGAAGGAGCUGACGAUGUAGAUGAAUCACAUGGUUACCCUGUAUGA